AUGUCAUUUGUUAAGUCUGUUGAUGCUUCUGAUAUGAUAAAAACUGCCGAUACCUUGUUUAAAUUGUUUGCUGAGGUUAUUGAGUGGGUUGGGUCUAGUAACAUUGUGCAUGUGGUUACUGAUAAUGCUGCGAAUUAUGUAUCUAUUGGAAAACUCAAUCAUGAAAAGUAUCCAAACAUUUUUUGGUCUUCUUGUGCUGCUCACUGCAUCAAUCUUAUUUUGAAAGACAUAGCAAGUAUGCCUCACAUAGCUGACCUUGCCUCUCGUGCUUCAAAAGUGACUGUGUUUGUUUACAAUCAUAUGAUUUUCUUGUCACAGCUUAGAAAAAGAAAAUAUUGGAAAGAAAUUGUUCAACCAGGAGUUACACGUUUUGCUACUAUUUUCAUUACUUUGAAAAGUAUAUAUGAUCAUAAGGAACACUUGCAAGCAUUGGUGGUGGACAAAUAUUUCACUUCUCAUAAAUUAUCCAAGAGUGUCAAUGGGAAGAUGGUUAGCUCAAUUAUCUUGGAUAGUAAGUUUUGGGACGAUUGUAUUACUACUGUUAUGCUUGUUGGUCCUCUUAUUAAGUUAUUAAGGCUUGUUGAUGCUGAUGAGAAACCUUCUCUGGGUAUCAUGUAUGAGGGCAUGCAAAAAGCCAAAAUUGCUAUCAAGACAAUGUUUAGAAAUAUAAAAUCUGCAUACACACCUUAUACAAGUAUCUUAAAAAUGUUGUGGGAUAAGCAUUUGAAGCGUGACCUCCAUGCAGUAGCAUAUUUUUUGAAUCUAGAUUUCUUCUAUAGUGAGGGGUUUGUUGAGAAGGCAAAUAUCUUGAGGUCUUUGCUUGAUUUAUUUGAUAUUAAAACUCUUUGCGAUAACUCAGUUGCUGCAAUGCAAGACAUACAGUUGUAUCGAGAUCAAAAAGAAAGUUUUGGAAGGGAAAGUGCUUUAAAAGCAAUUAAGAGACUUGAACCUGGUGAAUGGUGGAGGCUACACGGUAGGAGUGCUCCUAACUUGCAAAAAAUGGUAAUUCGUCUUCUUCAUCAAACAACUUCAUCAUCCGGAUGUGAGAGGAACUGGAGCCUCUUUGAACAAAUCCAUUCAAAGAGGAGGAACCGAUUAGAGCAUCAAAGGCUAAGUGACAUUGUUUAUGUGACUUAUAAUCUACGCCUUCAAUCUAGAAUGCAUCGCAAGAAGAAGAAUUAUGAUCCAAUUGACGUUCAAAAACAUUGA
Molecule: messenger RNA, 1209 nt
Organism: Arachis duranensis
Lineage: Eukaryota; Viridiplantae; Streptophyta; Magnoliopsida; Fabales; Fabaceae
Exons: 2
Coding region: 1-1209 (402 amino acids)
Molecular function (GO): protein dimerization activity
Source: RefSeq, a predicted model, not a curated record